This is a messenger RNA of Aedes albopictus (Asian tiger mosquito), 2799 nucleotides long. RefSeq lists its product as uncharacterized. The coding region runs from base 95 to 2596 and encodes 833 amino acids. Gene Ontology annotation, molecular function: chitin binding. The record is from RefSeq and is a predicted model, not a curated record. Gene Ontology annotation, cellular component: extracellular region. The transcript has 5 exons. Lineage: Eukaryota; Metazoa; Arthropoda; Insecta; Diptera; Culicidae.
UGUUGGAUAAUAUUUGCCGAAGAAAUAACUUGGAGGCGUGUGUCCACUGCGAGUGACCAUUUGCGAUAGAAUCGGCUUAGGAGACGUGUUCAAAAUGUUUAGGAUAGCGGUAGUGGCAAUUUUUUCGGUGAUAGUUUUAAGCGCAAUUCCCAGCCUGGAAGCCAACCGCUGCCUUGGCAGGCCUGACGGUUUCUUCGUCAACGACUUUACAGCAUGUGACGCCUUUUUCACAUGCAUCCGCCAAACUCCAGUGCCGGGGCGUUGCCCGGAGGGGUUCUACUUCAACGAGAAUAAUCAAAUGUGUGACAACCCGUGGAAUGUGAUUUGUCUGCUUUGCGUUGGAACGGAAACUGAACCGGACACGGAGCCGGAAACUGAAACUGAUGAUCCGGAAACGGAACCACAAGAAGGUGUAGUUACGGAGUUCUUCCCGAUCGAAAACGAAUGCAGCAUGUACACGCUUUGUGUCAAUGGUGUUGGAUUCCUGAGAGAGUGUUCGGCCGGUUUGAUGUUCGACCCCGUGGCUCAGCGCUGCGACCUGGAGGAAAAUGUUGAGUGUGUGGAAAACAUCUGCCCGAACAGUGUCAACCCGGCGGUAGCCUCUAUGGUACCGGAUCCGACGGAUUGCUCUCAGUACUACAUCUGCUUCAACAGGAUUCCGAACGGACCACAUACGUGCAAUGCUGGUCUUCUGUUCGAUCCCGUCAACAGGCGAUGCGAUCUGGAGGAUAACGUCGAAUGUGAGGUUGUCACGGAGCCCCCAACGGUUACUGAUUGUCCACCGACUGGCCUUCACUACAUUCCCGUGGAGGGAGAAUGCUCUAGCUUCUUCAUUUGCCUCAAUGGGGAACAAAUCGGCGAAGAAGUCUGCGCGGACGGUCUCAUCUUCGAUAUCAACCUGAGAAACUGCCGGCCACGGACCGACGAAGGUUCGCAGUGUAUCACCGAUCCACCGGUCGAAGUUGCCAAACGCAUUCUGGGCUUCAAAAUUGGAAGCACUCAGGUUGUGAUAUCAAAAAUGAAAAAAUAUUUCCUUUCGUUAUUCAUCCUUGGAUGGAUGUUAACCGAUGUGUACGGCAAUCCUUGUGAAGGGAUAAAUAGUGGAUUUGUGGCUCAUACAGAUUGCACUCGAUACUACUCUUGUGUGAAUGGCGUUGCCCAUGAAAUGCAGUGUCCAGCAGUUUACCCUAUAUUCAGGCCGGAUACACAAAUGUGCGACUCGGGUAACGCAGAUGAGUGUGUUGCGUGCCCAGCUACAGGACUUGCUAGAUUCCCGGUUGCCGGAUCCUGCACCAAAUUCAUCCUGUGCGUAAACGGUGUGCAAAGCCAGCACGAGUGCCUCAACGGUCUUGUUUUCGAUACUGCUCUAAACGAGUGCAAUCUAGCUGCCAACGCCCCUCCAUGCACAUCAGUCACAUGUCCCGCCAACGAUGAUCCAGCUAAUCCAACGUUCAUUCGUCAUCCAACGAACUGCAGACAGUACUACAUUUGUGUAGCAGGUCAGCCAAUUCAACAAGAGUGCCCAGUUGAUACGGCAUUUAAUCCAUCAACCAAUGUCUGCGAUCUUCAGGCAAAUGUUCAGUGUCCAGCUUUAUGGCGUUCCAUGGAGUCUUCCUCCUCCCUGGUAUCCAAAAGUUUAUCGAAAGCCGAUCCAAUAUGCAGCGGAAAUACAGGAAUUAAAAAUCUGCCUGACCCAGAUGAUUGUUCACGUUAUUACUUGUGUAUGAAUGGUGUUUCCUACUCGGUAGCAUGCAGUACUGGCCUUAUUUUCGAUUCCCAAACUAAUAAAUGUGGCAGCAAGGAAACCUCGGUAUGUGUAAAAGAUGUUACUAAAUCACCAUGUGCAGGUAAUGUUGGAUUGAAAUAUGAGCCGCACGAACAAGAAUGCUCCAAGUACUACAUGUGCAUGGGAGAGACCUUGUACGAACUCACUUGCCAAGCUGAUAAACUUUUCAAUACUAACACGGGUAAAUGCGAAGCAUCUUCAACGGUGAUUUGUUCAAAUGGUGUAUCUCCAGUUACACCUGAUCCAAACAUGUGUGCUGGCAAUGUUGGCACUAAUAGGCUUCCUGACUCAACCGAUUGUACCGCUUUCUACGUGUGUGUUGGCGAGCAAUUUUUCCGGCAAACUUGUGCUGACUCACUUAUUUUCGAUGUUCUGACAAACGAUUGCAAUAGACCAGAAAAUUCUGUUUGCAUCACUGAAAUAGCUACCCCUCCAGUUGCGGGUCAAACUACGACAACCGCACCCACGACUGUUCGUCCAUCUACGAAUGCACCAAUCCAAACCACAACUACAACUCCAAUUCAAACCACAACGAGAGCCCCAGCUACCUUAGCUCCUACUACUCUCGCUCCAACCACCCUCGCUCCUACUACCCACGCUCCUGCAACUACACCAGCGCCAGCCAACCCAUCCACACCAUACUGCCCUCCGGGACAAGUUUUCUUCUACCCCCAUCCGGAUUGCUCCAAGUUUUACCGCUGUGUGUACGGAACUUUGUACGUACGGGACUGCCCCGCCAACCAGUACUGGAAUCAGGCUCGCGAGUACUGCGAUCAUCUGUACAAUGUGAACUGUCCUGCACGGCAGUGAAGCGACCAUAUGGACGAGGUACCACAAUACAAACCUCACCUCCGAAUCAAAACUACUCAUCAUGACGGGCUUGCUGUCUAACCGUCAUUGUUACGAUAGCUGUUGUACGACACUUCCACUACCACUAGUCCUAGCUAAUUUGUACACUCCGACAGUUACUUUGUUUUAGUUGCAAAUAAAUUAGUUGAUGUUCUGAACUUUCA